Messenger RNA from Pteropus alecto (black flying fox), 4286 nucleotides. It is a transcript of the gene PTGIS, whose product is annotated as prostaglandin I2 synthase. Gene Ontology annotation, biological process: prostaglandin biosynthetic process. Gene Ontology annotation, molecular function: monooxygenase activity; heme binding; iron ion binding. NCBI's taxonomy places the organism in Eukaryota, Metazoa, Chordata, Mammalia, Chiroptera, Pteropodidae. The annotation marks the transcript as partial. The record is from RefSeq and is a predicted model, not a curated record. The transcript has 9 exons.
GUUCGGCCAGGUCUGGAGAAGCGGGACCUGGCCCAGAGCGCGACGUCUGGGAGGGGUUCCAGGCGACCUGGUGAGCCUCCCCUGGACCUGGGCAGUAUCCCCUGGUUAGGCCAUGCUUUGGAGUUUGGAAAAGAUGCUGCCAGCUUCCUCACUAGGAUGAAGGAGAAGCAUGGUGAUAUUUUUACUGUACUGGUGGGGGGCAGGUACAUCACCGUCCUCCUGGACCCACAUUCCUACGACUCGGUGGUGUGGGAGCCUCGCACCAAGCUGGAUUUCCACGCCUAUGCCAUCUUCCUCAUGGAGAGGAUUUUCGAUGUGCAGCUUCCACAUUACAACCCCAGUGAUGAGAAGGCCAAGAUGAAACCGACGCUCCUCCACAGAGACCUCCAGGCACUCACCGAAGCCAUGUAUACCAACCUCCGCAAUGUCCUGCUGGGCGACACCACGGAAGCGGGCAGUGGCUGGCAUGAGAUGGGUCUCCUCGAUUUCUCCUACAGCUCUCUGCUCAGAGCCGGCUACUUGACUCUGUACGGAGUCGAGGCACUGCCACGCACCCACCAGAGCCAAGCCCAGGACCGCGUCCACUCAGCCGACGUCUUCCAUACCUUCCGCCAGCUUGACCUUCUGCUCCCCAAACUGGCACGGGGCUCCCUGUCAGUAGGGGAUAAGGACCGUGUGUCCAAGGUCAAAGGUCGACUCUGGAAGCUGUUGUCCCCAGCCAGUGUGGUCACCCGGGCCGACCGGAGCAGCUGGCUUGAGAGUUACCUGCUGCACCUGAAGGAGAUGGGCGUGUCGGAGGAGAUGCAGGCGCGGGCUCUGGUGCUGCAGCUUUGGGCCACGCAGGGGAACAUGGGUCCUGCUGCCUUCUGGCUCCUGCUCUUCCUCCUCAAGAACCCCGAGGCUUUGGCUCCCGUCCGCGGAGUAUUUAAAUACAACCGAUUCCUGAACCCCGACGGAUCAGAAAAGAAAGACUUUUACAAGGAUGGGAAGCGACUGAAGAAUCACAGCAUGCCGUGGGGAGCAGGGCACAAUCAGUGCCUGGGGAGGGCUUAUGCCAUCAACAGCAUCAAACAGUUUAUAGUCCUGGUGCUGGCACACUUUGACCUGGAGCUGAUCGACCCAGAUGUGGAGAUCCCUGAGUUUGACCUCAGCCGGUACGGCUUUGGGCUGAUGCAGCCGGAACGCGACGUGCCCAUCCGUUACCGCAUCCGGCCAUGACCUCCAGGCUUGCCCCCACCCCACCUGCCCUCCUCCAUCGCCUAACUUUCCAUGUUCGCAUCGGGCCCGGGUGCAGAGCUUCGAACACUCAAUAGUGCCAGUGUUAGCAUUUUCCUGUUUUCUCCUUAGAAGGUUGGUCCAGGGGAGGGCGAAGACAGGAAGCCGAGAGAAGGAAUAGGUCCAAAAUGAGGCUCUUUCUCCUCCCAGCUCACUGUGUUCCUCUCGCCUUACGAUACCCACACCAGCCGGGCAGACAGCUCAGACUUGGAGUCCUGACUGCUCUGCCCCCAAUUGCCGGAGGGGCCACCCUCCAAGUCCUUGACCAAGGUGCCGUCAGGGCCUUAACCACUCUGGGUAGAUGCUGGCCAUAAAAAGACCAAUUGGGUCCCUCGAAAUAAGCUCUGUCCCCGGAUGAUUAGUAAACUAGCUGAAGCCAAAGGAGUCCUUAGAACCCCUGCUUUCCGAGGUGCCCCGUUCCCGCAUCUCUCUGUUCACAGUGAUACUUGAGAAAACGCAGAAGAGUCUUCCCAAAGCUGGAGCACCCAAGGCACCGAUCGUGAGCACCCUCCGGACACUGGGCUCUGAGCAGUAGGGUUCUCUGUUGCAGAGUUACAGGCUGCAAAUGGGACGAGCUUUGCCAGAGCCGACACUCGUGUCGGGAAUAAGAAAGACACCUCCCCCCACGGGAUGGCCCUGAUGGAAGGAAGCAGCCAGGCUCCUUGCACUGGGCAAGCCAAAGAAAGAGGAGGCGUUGGUUUCCUCCAUUCUAGCUCAGAAGCUCCAGCUACGGGCGUGAUCCGGUCUGCAGACCUGUUUUGUUCAGCCUGCACUUUUAAAAAAUAAUACGUUAGUUGUGUUCAUAUCGUUGGGAGAGUUGACUCCAGAGGUUCAUCGUCUCUUGAAAACUUGGAAGAUGUGGCCACACUGGGCCCAUAUUCCCAAGGGUGACCGCUGACCCUCGCUGAGAAGCAGCCUCCUCCCUUAUCCGGGGCAUAUGUCCUUCACCAGGGCUUCUCCCUGGUGGAAAUUUUUCUUUCUGCUUCUCCAUUCACAGUAUGCCUUCUCCCGGCUCCUGAAGGCAUUCGAGUUUGAGAACCCUGUUCUAACUCUUAGAAGGGAUAUUGUAGGAGGCGGUGGGAACCUGCUGACUGGUUCUCAGACCGAUGGCCCAUCCUUCUGGGUGCACCACCUUUUAAACAAAAAGAUCAGUGAUGAAAACCUGCCUUUGCAUCAGCUUGGGGGGGAAAAACAGUUCAAAGAGAAAAAUUGCUUAGAAGCCUUUAUUAUGAUGGCAAGUAUUAGUAUUAGGUCCUGUUUAUUGAAAACUCUCUAAAUUUCUGUGAUGGGCACAGGAGACAUAUCAUUUCUACUUCUCACAGCUUCUCUGCAAAGAAGAUGGUUACGCCCUUUUUGCAGAUGAGAAAACAGUCUGAGAGGUGAAGUAACUGCACAGUUUACAAGCUGGUAGAAUCCGGCAAACAGACUUAUUGUCCCAAUAGCAAAUGCAUUCCUUGGGCUCAGGGGGCUGUUAGAGGGGCAGUUCUGUCUGACAGCAGAGCCAGAGGCACCCAUGGGUGGAUAUAACUCGAGAGAUGCAGGCACGCACGCACGCAGCUAGGUUCCCUUAGCUUUAGUUGAAGGAGAAGAGGGGAACCUGAAAUUUUGAAUGUUUCAGGGGCUAGUGUCUUCUUAGAGCAGUGUCAGGGCUUGGGGGCUUCCCCAGCCCUCAGCCUCUAGGUACCCCCAGGAUUCCCAGAUAGACACUGUGAUUGGCAGGAGGCAGGAUAUCCCCAGGGAAACCCAUCUUCAUGCCUGGGUGACCCCCGCUGCUGCCUGCUUCUUAACUCUGCAGGAAAUCAGGGCUGGCAGCCUCCUGUGGGAGGACGGAGCCGGUUUCUAUGGCAACCCUGGGCUGCCUCAUCCUGGCUUGGAAGGGAAGGAAGAAGGCCAGCAGAAAUAGCUGCAGGAAGACCUCUGUGCAAGGCCGCUCUCCCGGCAUGCUGGGGAAAAGCCUUUAUGCCUCCCCUCCUCCAAAUCGGGGCUGCUUUGUCGCUGACUAUCUUCUCUCCUAGGUUGAGAAAAGGGCCAAUUUCCUUUAAAGGUGGCACCUCCUUGGAGCCACAGUCAUUAAGAAGAGAUAAUUCUCCCACCAGGCAGCUCCAGCUGGUACCAGAGAUAUUGAAGUACAGCUUAGGAGACAAUGAUUUAAGCCUUCCCUUGUUUCAAUCUUUAUUUUUCUUUUCUUUCUUCUUUUACAAAAUAUAAGUUAUAGAGAAAAGAGGGAAAGAUGAGUGGGUUAGCUCCUUGCUACAGGUUCAUUAGGAAGGUAGCCGGAUGUCAUUGUAUUUCUUCAUACCUUGCUUGAGAGUCACAAAAUUGCGGGACGUGUGUUAGAAACGCCCUGAGAUUGACCUAAUGAAGUGUUUCCUUGAUGUGAGCAUUAUUAUUUUUUGCUAUAUUUUGUAUUGUUGUUUACCUGAUAUUUUCCUUUAAACAGACUCAUUUUUUAAACUUAGAUUUCUUUAAAAAGGGAACUUUUUUUGAUCACUGCCGAUAAUGAACAAUGUAUGUCGUUCAUUGCCAAAAAUACAAAGUGACUGGAGCGGGGGUCCCCAAGCUGGUGCUGCCAAGGCUCAGAGCCCGAGACCUGUCUCUUCUGUUACAGAAUGAGACGAGUGGGUAUCUGGGUGGCGUUCAAGCUAGGCCACCCUGAGACUUUCUCCUUGAUAAUCAGGAAAAGGAGUAAGCUGCUUGCCACGUGGGUCAACUGUGCAUUAUGCCUGGUCUGAGUGCCACCUAGGGUCUUCUCCCACCAACAGGCCCUGAGAAAAGCGAGUUGGUGACAGUCCACCUGCCCAUUCUCCAGAUGGAGAAACAGGCUCUGAGCGUCAAAGCGUCUUGCCAAAAGUGAUUGAUUUUGAUGUCUUUUUUUUUUUUUUUAACAAAUACAGUGUUUCGUGAAUAGCAGUGAUUAUUAUGCUUGCUGUUUAAAUAAAGAGUUCUAUUUUCAUAUUAUAUCGUGGAGUGGAAACAUGCUGAAAUAUAUUAAAUCAUUCUUGUACAUGGAA